This is a messenger RNA of Dentiscutata erythropus, 423 nucleotides long. The record is from the annotation of a GenBank genome assembly. NCBI's taxonomy places the organism in Eukaryota, Fungi, Glomeromycota, Glomeromycetes, Diversisporales, Gigasporaceae.
AUGAGCGAUAGAGAAACGAUUGGUAAUAACGGUGCGGAUGACGACUUGUCACUUCCGAAAGCUACCGUCACAAAACUUAUUACAGAAAUGUUACCGCCUGAUAUUAAUUGUGCUAAGGAUACCCGUGAUUUACUAAUAGAUUGUUGUGUCGAAUUUAUUCACUUGAUCGCUUCUGAAGCGAACGAUAUAUGUGAAAAAGACGCUAAAAAAACGAUUGCUGCGGAACAUGUCAUUGAUGCCCUUAAAAAUUAUCUUAGUGAAGUACAAGAAGUCUUAAAAGAACAUAAAAAACUGCAAAAAGAUCGUGAUAAGAAAAGUUCGAGAUUAGAAAAUUCCGGAAUGACUGAAGAAGAGUUAUUGAGGCAACAAGAACUCUUGUUCGCACAAUCACGUCUUAAAUAUCAAGCUCAACAGCAAAAUUAA